This is a messenger RNA of Colletotrichum karsti, 618 nucleotides long. RefSeq names its product extracellular scp domain protein. The record is from RefSeq and is a predicted model, not a curated record. The coding region runs from base 1 to 618 and encodes 205 amino acids. The transcript has a single exon. Gene Ontology annotation, cellular component: extracellular region. Lineage: Eukaryota; Fungi; Ascomycota; Sordariomycetes; Glomerellales; Glomerellaceae.
AUGCAUCUCUCAACAUUGACACCGGCGCUCAUCUUCCUCCGUCUCGCCGCCGCACAAACGGUAGUAACAACAAUCACCCAGGCCCCGCCGAGGCCGACCGCCGAGCCGGAAUGGAACUCGGACGACACCUUCACCUCCGCCGUGCUCAACAGCACGAACCACUACCGGGAGCAGCACAACGCCUCGGACGUCUCCUGGAACGACACCCUCGCCGACUUCGCAAACGACUACCUCGACGGCAUGGGCGACUGCGACUGGGAGCACUCGGGCGGCCCCUACGGCGAGAACCUCGCAAAGGGGUACGCCGACGUGACGCUCAGCGUCGAGGCCUGGGGCGAGGAGCGCGACGAUUAUGACUUCGACGACGCCGAGUUCAGCGAGGAGACGGGCCACUUCACGCAGCUCGUGUGGAAGAACACGACGGACGUCGGGUGCGGGCGGAAAUUGUGCGGCGACAAUGCGUGGUAUCUUGUGUGCGAGUACUGGCCGAGAGGAAAUGUGGUUGGCCAAUUCGAGGAAGCAGUGCAGGAGGAGGUGAGUCUUGGCGCGAGGAGAUCGCCUGGGCUGAUGCUGGCAUUGUUUGUUGCUGGAGGUUUUACGAUGUGGGUCACGGCAUAA